Messenger RNA from Cicer arietinum (chickpea), 2019 nucleotides. Lineage: Eukaryota; Viridiplantae; Streptophyta; Magnoliopsida; Fabales; Fabaceae. The record is from RefSeq and is a predicted model, not a curated record.
GCGAACUAGUAACGGGGAAACGAACGGUGACUGUUACCUGGUACGAGAACUAACAUAUCAGAAGAGAAGGAACGAGAAACACCUGAGUAGUGUGAUGUGAGUGAGUAGUGACUCCAGUCAACGAUAGUCAAACAUACAUGCACCAUCACAUAUAAACCGUUGCGUUUCGUGAAACACGAAUUUCGUUUCGAUUUUCUAAACGAUAACAAAUAGAAUUCGUCUUCAAACUUUGCUUUCUGUUUUUACUUCGCCAUGACUGAGCAUCGCGGCUCCGAAGCUCUACCAGUGGGGCCCACUGAGCUUCUUCCGAAAGAAAACGAUUCCAAAAGUUACGAUAGAAACCAAGUAGAAGAAGAAGAAGAAGAAGAAAAAGCUGAAGAGAUAGAGGAACGAGUCGGUGAAUCACCGCCUGCAACCGAGUCGCAGCUAGGCAAUUCUAAUGAACCUAAUUCAGAAACCCUAAUUGAUUUUCCCUCUUCAAUUUUGCAGAAUCAAAGUUUCGAUUUGAAGGUGAGCCCUAAUAUGCUGAAUUCAGAUGACAAAGUUGAAAAUAAGGAAAUAGUCCAGACACCUCCUGAGAAGGAAAUCAUGGCAAGAGAAGCAGCCCAGACACCUCCAACUCAAACUGAAAAUCAGCUUCAAGUGAUUGUGUGUGCAACUCCAUUAUCUGAACUAUCGCCAAAUUCAGUUACAAAAUCUUUAUCAUCUAUUCCUAGUUCAACGAUUCAAAUACAGAAAAUGUCUACUCCGAACGUUAGUAAUUUGCCUGUGCCAGAAAUAGGCAAAAAAAAUCCUUCUGGUGGUAAAGCCUUAUCUUCUGUUUCUGUUGCAAGGACACCAGCAUCUGAUGGAUACAACUGGCGGAAAUAUGGUCAGAAGCAAGUGAAGAGUCCUACUACAGGCUCUAGAAGUUAUUACAGGUGUACUCAAUCAAGCUGCUGUGCUAAGAAAAUUGAAUGCUGUGAUCACUCAGGUCAUGUGAUAGAGACUGUUUAUAAAAGUGAACACAGUCAUGAUCCCCCGCGGAAGACUAAUUCCAUUAGGGAAAAUAAAUUUGUGUCUUCCAACGAACCUACUACAGAGAACAGUGCUUUAGUGAAGCCUAUCAAAGUUCUGAAGGAUUCCACUCCAUCCAUAUCUUCAAAAGCUCAAGAAGAAGCACCUUGCAGUUCUGACAAGAAACCGCAAAACUCAUCUAAUAUCAAUGGUAAUGGUAAAGUUAGUUUGAAUGAGGAACAUCUACACGAGCCAGAGCCUAAACGAAGAAAGGAGAAAGGCGACAUAAUUCACUCUGAUUCUCAUGUAAAACCUGAAAAGAAACCCAAGUUUGUCAUACAUGCAGCAGGGGAUGUGGGGAUAUCAGGCGAUGGAUACCGAUGGCGCAAGUAUGGACAGAAAAUGGUGAAGGGGAACCCACAUCCUAGAAACUACUAUAGAUGCACUUCUGCUGGAUGUCCUGUCCGAAAGCACAUUGAGACUGCCGUAGACAACUCAGAUGCUGUAAUCAUAACUUACAAGGGGGUACACGAUCAUGACACUCCUGUGCCCAAGAAACGACAUGGCCCACCAAGCGCUCCUCUUGUGGCUGCUGCAGCACCUGCCUCCAUGAGUAAUUUGCAGUUGACGAAGCCGGGUUCGCCUCAAAACCAGAAAAUUUCUACUCAAUGGUCAGUGGACACGGAAGGAGAACUAACUGGGGAAGCCAUGGACCUCGGGGGUGAGAAAGCAAUAGAGUCAGCUCGAACGCUUCUGAGUAUAGGUUUCGAAAUUAAGCCUUGCUGAAUUAAUCUUUCAGAAACCAACCAUGCAGUUGUAACUAUAUAAAUUAAUUAAUUAGCCGGUCUCUUGUAAUUUCGAAGCUUCCCUGUGUUUAUCCUUUAUUUUUGUUUCUUGUUUUUCUUCUCGUUAGGCUUUAGUGAAACAGUUUGUGUGUAUUUGCUUGUACACCCGUUCAGCUUGUCUGAAACAGUUUACUAGUAGUGGAACGAAUAUAGAAUUGAUUGGCAUCAUUUAUUUUCA